AUGUUUUCUUUUUUUUAUACGUCGUCGUUGGACAUCAAUCGAUGUGGUAAAUUAGGAAGGUUUUUGGACGUCGGGUAUUCACCAAGUCGCUUCACAAUGACAUCCUUACAGCGACAACUUGAGAGACUUCGGCUUCCUCAGACUAAAGUUAUCCAGUCAUAUGACCAAAAAAAGAAAGUGUCUUUACUCUUUGACAAAGGAGAAGCUGCUAACAUUGAAAAGAAAGCCUUCUACGAAAUUGGCGUCAAUGGCCUUAAUGAGUUGCAGAAUUUUGACAAAGUCUUUAUGGAAUUUGAGUCUGACCUUUUCACUGAGGCAUCCAUUCAGGUCAAUCGGUCAGUGCAAGCGCAAGAGGUGAAUGACAAACUGAAUGCCGUUAUAAAACGAUUUCUGUUAUGUGUCUCUCCUUAUUGCCUUCUGAAACCAGCACAGAAAACAUUGGAAUGGCUUCUCCAAAGAUUUGAUAUUCAUUUGUACAAUCCUAACGACUUGAUGAAAUGUGUACUACCUUAUCAUGAAGACAAAUUAUUUAUACGAGUUGUGCAGCUUCUUGAUCUUCAAAAUGAUGACAGGUGGAAGUGGCUUCUUAGUCUACAGAAAGAUGGAGAUCAUUUACCGCGUCAAGCAGUGAUUAAUCAUUGUGUCAGUGACUUGAAUUUUCUUUUGUUUAUUCAAAACAUGGUCUCAGAUUAUGUUCAGGAAUUUUCCAAAUCUCCUCCAGUGGAACCCCGACUUCGGCAUGUCUUUGUGUUCUACACUCAGGUUGUAUGUGGAAUUCUGAAUACCCAGGAGCUAUCCGAGAAGCUUACUGGUGUUGUGAUCCCUUUCAUGGGAGAAGGUCUUCGUGGGAAAUUUACAGAUUACAGAUCAAGCUCCUUGAUGAUUUUAGGCAUUAUCCUUACUCAUUGUAAACUCACAGCUGCUGUCCUGAAAUCAUUUCUUGUUACUCUCACAAAAUAUACAGUUAACUAUCCAGAUACAUUUGAAGAGGCUUUGUGUUGUAUUAUUCUAAUAUUCCAGACACAGAAUAUAAAGAAAUUAAAAAGAAGAUUUUGCAAGUAUUUGGUUGCUUAUCCACAGUUUGUGGUGGUUCUUGAAAAACUUGGUAAACAAUUCAAAUUGGAUCCUUUCUUAGUUGCUUUCUUCCAUCAUCUUGUCCCUUAUGCUUUGGGGAAUUCUUCAAGUGCUGUCACAAGUGGAAGUUCCGAAGAUGAUCUGAAUAUAUCAUGCUCCCAAUACAAGAAGGUCCUGCACAACAUGCUUCUGUACAUUCCCAUGGAAACAUCAACAUCUUUCAAUGUCGCUUCAUGUGUCCUCCAGGCAUACAUUAAACAAUGUAGUGAACUUACUGACUCUAAUAACUUCCAGCUUAUCUGUGGAAUAAUUAGAUUAUUGGAAUCCAAACAUGCUCUGGCUCUUGAUGAAUCAGUUCAGAUGUGUUUGAAGAAUGAGUCUUGCCCAAAGGUGAAGGAAGCAGUGUUUUCCCUCUUGAAUUCUUCUCUUGAAUCUGCUCGGUUUAAGAUGCUGCCUGACUUAGGAGUGAGUCUUACAUUUGGCCUACAUCACCCAGAGGCUGAAGUUCGCAUUCAGGCCAUCAAUUUUCUUGUCAAGCAAAAAUUCAAUGUGGCAGAAGACAGCACGUUUUAUGAAGAAACCUUAUUAAUGAGAUUAAAGGAUGAUUCUCCAGAUGUUGUGCUUACUGUGCUUAAGGCUGGUAAGAUUUUGUGGACUUUGAUGGACCAUCGGAAAUUAUUUUCAACUCUGGUGGAAAUUCUAAUUGCAUCUGACACCAAACAAAAUUGGCAAACACUCGACUUGUCUGCAGUGAAUGUGUUGAUUACUUGUCCAGAUCAGAAAAUGUAUCCUGACAUUUUGGUUUCUUUAUUUCCGUUCCUCAUUGUUAUGUCUACCUCAGACAUUCCACUUUUGGAAAGUGUGUUGAAAAGUAAAUUUGCAACUGCAAACUCACUAUCUUCAGAUCUAUGUGACAGCAAAAGUGCUAAGGAUGUCAUUGCUCAAGUCAUUAUCAAAAAAGUUAAUGCAUCUCCUCACAAUGAACGACUCUCUUUGAUGGCGUCCAUAUUCAACAGCUUGCCAAAUCAUUCAUCACGUAAACCUAUCUAUCUCUGCUUUUUGCUCAAUGUCUUCUUCGAAAUUUAUGAACAACAAAACAAACUUAGUAAACUUUCAUAUGAACUUUGUCUUUUAGUUCUCAAUCAUCUCAAGAAAAUCUUGCAUAAAAAAUCUGAAAUCCAAAAAGACAUGAAGAAAAAAUUGAUGCCAUGGGCACAACAUUUUUCAACUGACCAAUUCCGCAAGCAACACUGUGCCAAGUUCUUGGGAGACUGGAUCUCUUCAUUGAAGAUUAUUGAUUCUCUCAAAAUUGGUGGCACAUUUUGGGAAUAUCGUAAUGAUGGAAGCAUAGAAGAUGUUUGUAUUCAACUCAUCAUUCACCUUUUUGGGCUUUUGGUAAAAAUUUCCUCAAAGUAUGAAGAGUUCCAGAAAUCAGAACAAAAGCUGGUCAACAUCUUUCUUGGAGAAAUGCUGCAUCAUGAUGUCUUUGACAAAUUCUUGUGCUUUCUUUGGACAAGUGACACUCAAGAUCACACCGUGACAAUCAUUAACCAACUACAGUUGUCUGCCUUAAAGACAGGUUACAUUUGGAUAAAAUCUGUAGCUCCCAAUUAUGUCAGAAAAUGGAUGUUGUCCCCUGUGCCAGUGAUGGUGAGUAUGAUUGUUGCUCUUGGGAGUAAAAUGGAUAUGGUGAGACAUGCUGCGGCCAGUGUCUUGCCAGUCGUCUACCCACAAGGACAUCGAAAAGAACUUCCUUACCAUUUUUUCCUCAAGAAACUUAUUGCCAAUCUAAACCGGAUCAAAUCAAACAGCGAUCUCUCAAAAGUUAUCAGUGAAAUUAUGUUGAAUGAAGAAAGCGACGACUCUGAUACAGAAAAGUCCAAAGAUAUUUCUUCCAGGAAGCAAGCAAUAAAAGACAUUUUUGAUGUGAUCAUCUUGGAAGCAACCCCAUCUUACAUUAUCAAUUCUAUACUCAAUGCAUUUAGAGAGUUUAACAGCAUUGAAUUGGUGACACAGUUAACACCCCUGUUGAGUCGGCUGCUUGGCUUGGCCAAAAAAAAUGCAUUGACUAAAAGUCAACUGCAAUCAUUGCAGUGUUUAUUAGAGCGUUUUGACAAGGAUAUUGCUUGCCACUUGACAGUCAGCACCUGUACCCUGCAAUUAUUUUGCAAGGCUAUGAGCAUCAACCAAUCGGGGACUGUAGAACCUCAAGAAACACAAAUACAAGAGCUGGCUAUCAAACAGGUUGACAAAGAGUUUUAUAUGAAUUUACCAAAUGAUGAGAGUCAACAGAAGGUGAUUUCUUGUUUGUUCAAUGCUUGGGUUGAGGCAACUACAAUGAGCACACCAGAGCUCAUCAGAAAGUCCUUGAAACAUUUCCCCAUGAAGUCAUCUUAUUUGGAAGCAGAACUGAAUAUCUUUGAAAAAACUCCCAUUUACAGUACAGUGAGAGAAAAUAAAAGAAUUCAAAAGCUGACUGACUUGAAAGAAGGCAAUGAACUGGACAGUCUCCAGUGGCAACGUGUCACUAUUGUCCUUGAAAUUUUACAGAAUAAAAAGAAACUCAGCAAACCUGGAAUUUUACUGCCCAUCUGCUUUAAGUUGCUCUCAAGAGUGAUGGAAUUAGAAGAAAAUAAUUCAGCUGAGUAUUUGAAACAGUUGUUAUUGUCAUGCAUCUGUAACCUUUCCGGUCGAAUGAUUGGUGAUCCUUGUCUUCUAGCUGAGUUGCAGUCGAGCAAAUUUAAUAUGGAGUUAAUUGUGAAGUGCAUCCGUUCAUCAAGCAGCCCCCAAACGCACCACCAUGCCCUCCUUUUGCUUACUGUAGCUGCCAAAAUUAAUCCGGAACUUCUACUACAUAAUGUAAUGGCUGUCUUCACAUUUGUUGGUGGCACAAUGGUACGACAGGAUGACACUUACACUUUCAACAUGAUUUACCGAACAUUAGAAACAGUCAUUCCUCCCCUGCUGGCUGCAUGUGAAGAAAGAGCAAAGACAAGUCAGCAAGAAAUUGGCACCGUGGAUGAUGUGGUUGUCAUGGUGCUGAAAGUCUUUGUGGAUGCUUUCCCUCAUAUUCCAUCUCAUAGGCGUGUCAUGCUAUUUCCAGAAUUAACACGAAUCAUUGGACAAGGCAAACAUCUUUGGUGUUUGUUGCUGCUGCUUAUAGAACACUUUGUUGUCCAUGGUUCCACCAAAAGCCAUACAGAGAACCCAGAGACAAAUGAUGGUCUCCCAUUAGAAUUGGAAUUUUGUCUGAGUCUCAGUGUCCAGUUCCCUCCUGAACAACAACUUGAUGCCAUUUACAACAGCAUUCUUUAUUUGUCUAAACUUCCACCCACAACAAAACAGGGAACUAUGAAAGUAAAACCACCAUUACCAGAGAAACUGAGUCAAUGGCGAAGUGCUGAUGUUGAAAUCUUUAAUAUUAAUCACCAUACAAACAAACGCCUUUGGCAUUUCAAAUAUGCAACCAUCAACUUUUUUGUCAGUUUGCUCAGCUCAACUGAUUUCAUCAGCCAGAUUACAACCACUUCUGAGACAGUCUUGCAGGAUAAUUACCAGAAACUUCUAGAAACCAUUCUGCAUUAUUUAAGUAAUGUUUCCAAAAUGACAGAAAUGCGGCAAGACCCUGAACCUGCACGCUUCUGGAAAAUGCUACGCAAUCAAGUGUCAAAUCUUUUGGAUAAGGUAUGCAGUCUCCUGCCAGAUAAUGUGUUUAUUGAAGUUGUCUCAACUCUAGUUAAUCACAAACUGACCACUGUCCAGCGGAAAUCUCUGGAAUUGCUCAAUUCUAAAUUACAACAGUUCACAGACGAUCUUCACGAAGACAUUCUACAACUUCUUUUGCCAUUGGUUAAAAAAUUGACUGACAUUGUUGAAACAAAGCUCCUUAUUGAACAUUCAGUUGAUGAAACGAACAUUAUGAUUGGUCAAACAGCUCUCUUCUCUUUGAAGCUGCUUUGUCGUCGUUUGGCAGGACGAGGAGUCAAAGAAUUCAACCACACAUUGAGUGUGGCGACUGCAGUGUUGAAACAACGUCAAGACAGCGUGCAACUGGUGGCAUGUUCUGUUUUGUGUAUUGGUGAAGUGUGCAGUGCGCCAGUCAACGAUGCGUUUCUCUUAAAACAAUUUUCACUUACAAUGCCUUCUGUUAUCACUCUUUUCAAAAACACAGACUUUCUUCUUGGAAACUCUUUGCUGUUGCUGAGUACGGUCACGAUGGUGCAUCGAAUUGUUGAACACAAAUCUGUUUUUCUCAGUCCUUACUUGUCAGACAUUUUGCAAUAUAUCUGUUUUCUCUCCUCAUUGGAAUCGCUUGACAUCCAAAAUCUUGUUCAACGUUUAAAGGCUGUCAGAAGCAUUGUUGCGAUGUCUAUUCCAUCACGAGUGCUGAUUCCAACAGUUUCUGAGAAUUACAGCAUUUUUCUGGCAGAGAAAACCAAUUGUCUUCCAUGUUUGAUGACCAUUCUGAGUGAACAUAUUGCCAAUAAAAUGAAUAAAGAUGAUGUCAUCAGUUUCUUGGAGGAAUUGCAACAGUUUUUCUUCAUUUGCCUUGACUUCCGAUUAGAUUCAAAUGAGGUUGACAAAGAGAAUUUGGAACUCAUUGAAAGUGAAGUCAUAACAGCCAUCAUUAAUACGGUGAUGAAAUUGUCAGAAGCCAAAUUCAAGCCAAUGUUUCUCAAGUUUUAUGAUUGGGCCACAACAGAUGAAAGAAAACCUCUUCGUGUGUUGGUCUUCUAUCGCUUAGCUGACAGUCUUGCAGGCAGUUUGCGAAGUUUAUUCCCCAUGUUUGCAGGUCACAUUGUCAAACACAUGGCACAUGUCCUUGAUCAUAAUCACAAAGAUAAAAAUCCAAGUCUAAAAUGGAAAAAGCACACGUCCACUUUGCUGACUUACAUUUUUGAUUGUGCACAUAAGUGUUUCCUUUAUGACACAGAUGGAUUUGUCAACAAGGAGAGAUUUGAAGUGCUAAUGCAGCCGCUUGUUGAUCAGUUUGAAAAUGUGCAUGGACGAAAAUACACAGAACGUGUGAUAAGUCAUUUGGUGCCCUGCUUGGGUCAACUGGCUGUAGCCACUCAUGAUGACAUUCUCUGGAAAAGCUUGAAUUAUCAAGUGUUAUUGAAAACAAAACACACAGAAAAAGAGGUUCGAUUGGCUAGUUUAGCCAUGUUGAAUGAGCUUCAACAAAAGCUUGGAGAAGCAUACAGCACUCUCCUGCCAGAAACUGUUCCGUUUUUGGCAGAAUUGAUGGAAGAUGAGGAGGUGGAGAAACAAUGUCAAAUGCUGAUCAGUGAAAUGGAAAAAACCUUUGGGGAAUCACUACAGAAAUACUUCUGA
Molecule: messenger RNA, 6408 nt
Organism: Acanthosepion pharaonis
Lineage: Eukaryota; Metazoa; Mollusca; Cephalopoda; Sepiida; Sepiidae
Source: the annotation of a GenBank genome assembly